This is a messenger RNA of Colletotrichum phormii, 498 nucleotides long. RefSeq lists its product as uncharacterized. The record is from RefSeq and is a predicted model, not a curated record. NCBI's taxonomy places the organism in Eukaryota, Fungi, Ascomycota, Sordariomycetes, Glomerellales, Glomerellaceae. The transcript has a single exon. Bases 68 to 325 code for a protein of 85 amino acids.
UGUCUACGCUAGUUGCUAUAAAGCGGCUUGGCAAUGGCAGCGCGGCCCAAAUAAGAGACGGUGGAUCAUGAAGCUUCUUACUGUUUAUGGCAGAACGACCGAUGUAAAGUUCCUUGGCCACGAGUGUUUCGAUGACGACAUGAGAGAAUUGUAUUAUACUACCACUUUAUCGCCCCAUCACUGGUUCGUUCUACUCUCUAUCACCUUACUGCUCGUCGGUAUACCCUACUUGUUCGCGUUCAUGUUAGCCUUCUUUACGCCGCAGGUAGGGCUUUCACGUCGCUCCAUAACAUGUCUGGUUUACUUUUGUCUCCAACUUGGAUAAAUCGGCCUCUGGCUUUGGGCUCAUAGCAGCCCUCCAGACAACAAUAACAACAUCAUCUUCAGACACUCCAGAGACGUAGACAGCGCUCGCAACUCAUACAAAUACGCCACCAAAAUACGAGGCGUGUUUGAAAAGGGUGGUUGGCUCGAUCUCCGAGGUUUCUAUGAUCCUUC